Messenger RNA from Haliotis rufescens (red abalone), 1227 nucleotides. RefSeq lists its product as uncharacterized. The coding region runs from base 114 to 1169 and encodes 351 amino acids. Gene Ontology annotation, molecular function: calcium ion binding. The record is from RefSeq and is a predicted model, not a curated record. NCBI's taxonomy places the organism in Eukaryota, Metazoa, Mollusca, Gastropoda, Lepetellida, Haliotidae. The transcript has 6 exons.
UAUACGGAAAACUACUACGCCAAGCUAUUUCACAGGCUACACAUGUUACACAUCAACCAUAUAAAACCUUUCCGUCACUUGCAGCAGCACCACACUGUGUACAACUCUUGACAAUGGAGAAGGAUCCGAUAAUACUGCUGCUUCUCCUGCUGAUUUGUCACUCGUGCUGCAUCCAGGAUCCGUGUGAAAGCUUCACAGAACUUGACAACAUCGAGUCUCGAAAACCCACAACGACAGAAAAUUCACUCACCAUUGAUGACAGCCAACUGCCCCUGGGGUGGUAUGCAGCCCCAAAUAAAUGGAAGCUCAGCCGGGACCCUGGAAGAGGAUAUGUUUGUGGAAAUAACGCCCCGCUAUACAGAACGUCUAAAACUGGAGACUCGUCUGCAGUGUGUCUCAGAUUUUUAAAUCUCGUUUGUAUCAACAUCGAGACGAGGAUGUGUGGGAGUAGAGAAAUAUAUCAUCUCCCCAGGAGUAUAAGUGGGGCAGCAUAUUGCUUUGAGGAAUACGUCUGUGAUGAACAGAAACCUUGUGCUAAUGGAGGCACAUGCACGGAGAUAUGGAACGGCUACAGCUGCGCCUGUCUGCCUGGUUUUUCGGGCGUGCACUGUACAGUCUCCAGUGCCCGGAAGCUAGACAUCCUGAUUGUAGAAGAUGUGUCGAGCUCCAUCGGCAAACCCAACUUUGACGAAAUGAAACGAUUCCAAGAGAGUAUGGUAAACUCUACCACCAUAGGCCGUGAUGCUGUUAACGUUGCAUUGAUAGCGUUUUCUUCAAACGCUAGGGUGGUAUUCAGAUUCACUGAAUAUAGCAACAACAAGUCGGGGGUUCUGGCAGCUCUCCAGCAGCAAACAUACGAAGAGGGUCCCUCUACGAACAUUGGAGAUGCCAUCAAGCUGGCUACAAGUACAAUUAUAAAUGGCGACCGCAAUGACGCUGACAACAAGGUCAUCAUGUUUACCGAUGGGUACACCACAAUGGAAGACCGGGGGGCCAUUGCUGCCAGUAUUGGUUCUCUGAAAGCCAAAGCUGAGGUAUUUGUCGUUGCUAUCUCGGAAGUAGAUGCCAAUUCUACAAUCCACCUAAUUGCUUCGGGACCGUCCAACAUCAUCCAGAUUGGCUCCCCUGAUGCAGUCAGUGCUGUCCUGCAGAAGAUGAUGGCUCCAUAAGGGGAGAUGAAAUAGCUGCACUAAAUGUUAUUUCAUAACCAAUAAAUGAUCUGCAUAU